This is a messenger RNA of Mercurialis annua (annual mercury), 1208 nucleotides long. Its product is annotated as mitogen-activated protein kinase kinase 9. Gene Ontology annotation, cellular component: cytoplasm. Gene Ontology annotation, biological process: protein phosphorylation. Gene Ontology annotation, molecular function: ATP binding; protein serine/threonine kinase activity. The transcript has a single exon. The coding region runs from base 63 to 1028 and encodes 321 amino acids. The record is from RefSeq and is a predicted model, not a curated record. NCBI's taxonomy places the organism in Eukaryota, Viridiplantae, Streptophyta, Magnoliopsida, Malpighiales, Euphorbiaceae.
UCUAAACUUCUCUUCCUUUCCAGAACCUCCUUAUUCUCUCAUCUAAUCCCUCCCUCCGUCUCAUGGCCGUCGUCCGCGAGCGCCGCCACCUUAAUCUCCGCCUCCCCUUACCCGAACCAUCCGAGCGCCGCCCCCGUUUCGCUUUACCAAUCCCUCCCAGCUCCACCACCGCUGCCACAAACACCUCCACCGCAAACAUAUCCUCCAACGACCUCGAAAGACUCCACGUCUUAGGCCACGGCAACGGCGGAACCGUAUACAAAGUCCGUCACAGGAAAACCUCCCAAGUUUACGCACUGAAAGUAGUCCACGCCGACAUCGACGACGCCAUCAUCCGCCGCCAAGUCUUCCGCGAAAUGGAAAUCCUCCGCCGGACUGACUCACCGUACAUUGUCCACUGCCACGGUAUUUACGAAAAGCCCUCUGGCGACAUAGCGAUUCUAAUGGAGCAUAUGAACUCGGGUACGCUCGACUCAGUUUUGCAAAAAGAGGGCACGUUCAGUGAGUCAAAACUCAGUCAUAUAGCUCGGCAAGUACUCAACGGGUUAAAUUACCUUCACACCCAUAAAAUUAUCCACCGUGACAUAAAACCCUCGAACUUAUUAGUAAACAAGACGAUGGAUGUAAAAAUUAGUGACUUCGGGGUCAGUAAAAUUAUGUGUAGAACUUUAGAUGCUUGUAAUUCUUACGUGGGCACGUGUGCUUACAUGAGUCCGGAGCGGUUCGACCCGGAUACUUACGGCGGUAAUUAUAACGGUUAUGCGGCGGAUAUAUGGAGCUUGGGCCUUACUUUGUUGGAGCUUUAUUUGGGUCAUUUCCCGUUUCUGACGCCGGGUCAACGACCCGAUUGGGCUACUCUUAUGUGUGCUAUAUGCUUUGGUGACCCGCCUAGCUCGCCGGAGGAUGCGUCGGAGGAGUUUAGGAGCUUUGUGGAGUGUUGCUUGCAGAAGGAGUCGAGUAAACGGUGGACGGCGGCGCAGCUGUUGUCGCAUCCUUUUGUAUGUAAGAUCCGAGAUCCGAUUGAAUGAAACCGGAGAAUUGACCCGAAUACUGAAAUUUGGUUUCGGGUCUUUGGUCUGAGUUUUUGUAUAUAUUGCGGCCGGAGUCGGAGAAGUUUUAAUUUUAGUUUUUUUUAUUAUUUCUUUGUAUAUUCUGGUAGCUGGUGAAUCUGCUCUUAAAAAAUAGAGAAAAGUCAGAUUUUCUAUUCA